Bombus pyrosoma is the source of this 1536-nucleotide messenger RNA. RefSeq names its product ATP-dependent (S)-NAD(P)H-hydrate dehydratase (gene Naxd). Gene Ontology annotation, biological process: metabolite repair. Bases 319 to 1308 code for a protein of 329 amino acids. The record is from RefSeq and is a predicted model, not a curated record. NCBI's taxonomy places the organism in Eukaryota, Metazoa, Arthropoda, Insecta, Hymenoptera, Apidae. The transcript has 4 exons. Gene Ontology annotation, molecular function: ATP-dependent NAD(P)H-hydrate dehydratase activity.
UGUCUCAAACAGUUAAUGGCCGAUAUCGAAGUGACAAUUGUUUUUUAAAGUUUUCAAUUGUACACUUGUUAAUACUUUCGUACCAUUUUGCUUAAAAAUUUUCAGUUUUUGUUAUCCUGCUUUUUCUAUGUAACAAAACAAAUUCAAAAGGUGUUUAGGUUAUCAAUACUUUUUAUCAUAUCAUGUGUUUCUGUGUUAUUGUUCGAUUUCUACUCAAUUAAUAAUUGCUACACAAAAACAGUAUGUAUUGUCAAUUAGAUAUUAAGAACAUCGCAGUUUGCCUACAGGAAUUUAGUCAAGUGCCCAUUAGUUUCCACUAUGGCUACAUCAGUGUCAGUUGAUGAACGUAUGUUAAAAGGUAUAAGAAAAAUAAUUCCAAAUCUGAAUAAUACCAAAUAUAAAGGACAAGAUGGUAGAAUUGGAAUAUUUGGUGGUAGUAUCGAAUAUACUGGUGCCCCAUAUUAUGCAGCAAUGAGUGCACUUCGUACUGGAUGUGACUUAGUGCACAUAUUUUGUGUGAAAGACGCAAGCAUUCCUUUGAAAUCAUUUAGCCCGGAACCUAUUGUUCACCCAGUUUUAGAUCAAUAUGAUGCGAUUAAACAAGUAAGACCAUGGCUUGAUCGUUUGCAUGUAAUCGUUAUUGGACCAGGUCUUGGCAGAGAUGAUAAAAUAUUUAAAACAAUUGUUGAAUUAAUUUCAAUUUGCCGUGAUAUGAAAAAGCCACUAGUAAUUGAUGCAGAUGGAUUAUUUCUAAUUAGCCAAAAGCCUGAUAUUAUAAAAGAGUAUCCAGGUGUAAUUCUUACUCCUAAUGCAAUGGAAUUCAGUCGUCUUGUUAAAGGAGUACUGGACAAAAAUGUUCAACCUACACCAAUGGUUAAAGCUAACGAUGUUAAACAUUUAGCAGAUGCAUUUGGCAAAAAUGUAGUAAUUCUGCACAAAGGAGCGAAGGAUGUAAUUGCAGAUGGACAUAAAGGUACAGAAGCUGUGUCAUGUGGACUAGCAGGUUCUGGGAGAAGAUGCGGAGGUCAAGGAGACUUACUAUCUGGCGCGUUAGCUGUAUUUUGGUGGUGGGCUAUUUGCGCAGGAAGUAGUGAAAGUGCUUUGUCACCUCCAAUAGCUGCGAGUUAUGCUGCAUCUAGAUUAGUAAGAGAAUGCAAUGCAUCUGCAUAUAAGAUAAAGCAAAGGGGAAUGCUAACAUGUGAUAUAUUGGAACAAAUACAGCCAGUUUUUGCUAGAAUUUUUGAAACUCAUUGUAACAAAACAUCUUCAUUCAAUGGGAGAAGUCGAACACGAAGCACUGAUUCCUGAAUUAUAUUUAUAAUUCCAUAAUUUUUCAUUGUACAUAAAAAUUUAGUAUAUAUUUGAUUUUUAUUAAAUCAUAAAGUGAUAACAUUAGAAAGGAAAAUUAUAUAAAUUCAGGAAUGCAAAAAUCACCAUGAAUUUAUUAUAACUAAUGAUAGAUCUUUUUAAUGUCAUUAAAUGCAUUACAAAAUAAAUAAAACAUUUUAUAAGCUUUCAUAGACUUAAUUCUACUAA